Molecule: messenger RNA, 2465 nt
Organism: Lotus japonicus
Lineage: Eukaryota; Viridiplantae; Streptophyta; Magnoliopsida; Fabales; Fabaceae
Exons: 3
Coding region: 288-2132 (614 amino acids)
Source: RefSeq, a predicted model, not a curated record
UGCACCUAAAAGAAGUCUUCUCACCCUUUUUCUCUCUUUCUUUCCCUCUCAACAUUUCCUUUUCUUUCCUCCUCAAACGUUUCUCCCCCAAUUAUUUUGUCAUUUUCCCACUUUUUCUGGUCCUCACAAACCCCUUUCAACAUUCAAACACCAGUCACAGUAGCAGUAGAAGAAGAAGAAGAUCUUUCAUGACCCACUUUGCUAAAUUCAAGGCUUAAAUAGUGAUCAUGAUGAUGAUGAUGGUGAAACAACUGGCAUGAACCUAGCACACAAUUCUCAUCACCACCAUGUCCUCAAUUCAUCUUCAUCACACCAACAACAACAACAACCUCAACAACGAAGGUAUUGUCAACAAAAUCAGGAAACGAGGUUGUUCCUCUUCCUCUUCCUCAUCUCUGGUUCGAAAAUACCGAUUCAAGAGAGCAAUUCUGGUGGGGAAGAAAGCAGGGUCGACCACCCCUGUUCCCUUGUGGAAAACUAGCACAACACCUCCUUCUAUGGCUACUCCACCACUUCACCAUUCUCAGUUGCCACCAAAAGACAAAGAGCUUUCUGUUUCAGCCAGAAAACUCGCUGCUACUCUCUGGGAAAUCAAUGAUUUACCUUCUGCUGACCCAGUUCGAGGUAGAGACAAAGCUGCGAACUUUUCUAGUUCUAGAUCGGGAUUGUUGAGGCCACAUAUGUCAGAUCCAUCUCAGAGCCCUCUUUUAGAGAGAAUGAAAGGGUUUGAAGGUGAUGGCCAUAAAAGAAGAGUGUCAGGGUUAUCUCAUCAGCUUCAAUCUGGUGAUUACUUGUUGGAGGGUUUAGAUUCCUGUAGCAGUGCCCGUUUGAUUGAGAAGAAUUGUGGCAAAUGCACUGAUGGAGUGAAGAGCCGUCUGAAGGAAGCUAGAAGUGGCCUUUCUACAUCGAAGAAGCUUCUAAAGGUAUUAAAUCAAGUAUGCAUUAGAGAGCAUCAAUCAUCAACCAAGUCCCUUAUCUUAGCUCUGGGUAGUGAGCUUGAUCGGGUUUGCCACCAAAUUGAUCUACUCAUCCAUGAAGAUCGCUCAAACCAGAAUGACAUGGAGUAUGUCAUUAAGUGCUUUGCAGAAGAAAAGGCUGCAUGGAAAAGUAGAGAGCGAGAAAAGAUUCAUGAUGCCUUAAAAAACGCAGCUGAAGAGCUUAAGGUGGAGAAGAAGUUAAGAAGGCAGACUGAGCGGUUGAAUAAAAAGAUUGCCAAGGAAAUGGCUAAUGUAAAAGCUUCCCAUUUGAAAGCAUCCAAAGAGCUUGAAAGGGAGAAACGUGCAAAGGAAAUUCUAGAGCAAAUUUGUGAUGAAUUAGCCAAUGGUAUUGGGGAAGACAGAGCGCAGGUAGAGGAAUUGAAAAGGGAGUCGGCUAAAGUUCGAGAAGAGGUGGAAAAGGAGAGGGAAAUGCUUCAGCUAGCAGAUGUUUUGCGCGAGGAGAGAGUUCAGAUGAAGCUUUCAGAGGCUAAGUAUCAAUUUGAGGAGAAAAAUGAUGUACUAGAAAAGCUGAGGAAUGAGUUUGAGUGCUUUAUGAGAACUAAAGAUGAAGAAAAUGGGGUUGUUUCUCCAGAGUGUGAAAAAAUCAAGGAUCUUGAGGCUUAUUUCAACAAUAUCUAUGGGGGAUUACGAAAUGCAGAGAAAGACAAUGGUUUGGAUGUUGGAGAUGAUGAUGAUGGAGAUAAUGACUCGGAUGAGAGUGAUCUUCAUUCCAUUGAAUUAAGCAUGGAUAAUAGAGGCUGCAUGUGGAGUUAUGCUUUUGAAGAUGCUACUCAAGAUGACUCAAAGAGAGUUUCAGUUGACAGUAUAGGGAGAAAAUCUCUCUCUGGAAUUCAGUGGGGAAGUAUUUGCUUCAACAAGAGAACUUCGAGUUUUAAGAAGAGGGAUUUUGUCAUCAAUGAUAUUCUUGAAGGUUCUAAUCAUCUUGAUCCUGAGACAUCACUUGAACUUCUCUCACGAGCUCGGAUACAAGAUGAUAAGGAUGAAGCUCAGAGCAAUAGGACAAUCAAGGGUUUACAAGACUCCAUGCCAUGUUCCAAUCCUGUUCAGAGAAAUGAUCAACUGUUAACUCUGCAAUGCACUGGGGAAGAAGCUGGGAAAAAUGCUCUUCUUGCCUUGGAAGGUGAUACAAUUUGAAGCUAGAGGCUGCAGGGAGAAAAUCCAGAUGUUUGAAGAGUUUUGUUAGAGAUUGCCUGAUUGGUAAUGGUAGGAGGUUAUUUAUCAUUGAUAGUUUCUAUUAUUUCUGUUCCAAACUGUAAAUGCUGUCAUUCCUAGACUGAAUAUGUGCAAGCCUUAUCAUUGGAAUUGGUAAAUGUGGUAACUGUUAAAGCUAUAGCAAGAAACAUGUACAUAUUUAAUAGAUUAACAAUGUAGUUUUCUGCUAUGACUUGACCAGAAGCUGCUAGUUAAUAUUUAUUUGGACAUCAGUUGGAUGCAAUGUGAACGAAUUACAAUCUAAUUCAUGAAAAA